Molecule: messenger RNA, 1068 nt
Organism: Diuraphis noxia (Russian wheat aphid)
Lineage: Eukaryota; Metazoa; Arthropoda; Insecta; Hemiptera; Aphididae
Product: phospholipase B1, membrane-associated-like
Biological process (GO): phospholipid metabolic process
Molecular function (GO): glycerophospholipase activity
Source: RefSeq, a predicted model, not a curated record
CAGAUAUCUAAUGAUAAUUUGACGGGUAUACCAAAAUCCGUUAUACAGCUUCAAGACAAAAUUUUAUAUCCUACUAGGCUUUUUUUACAAAACAUGUUCAGCUCACAGCAUCAAAUAGACAAAUCUCGAAUGCUACAUAAAACACAAGAACGAGUUCUGAAAUCAACACAAUUUUUUUGUAAUAUCAAUGGCACUAGAUCUGAAACGAGGCCAACAUCUGUACAUGAAUUAAGACCCGGUGACUUAGAUGUAAUCGGCAGUGUCGGGGAUUCAUUGACAGUUGGGACGGGAAGUUUUUCGUAUUUUUUACCACAAUUAGUCGUCGAUCAUCGUGGAACAUCAUGGACAGCUGGUGGAAAAGGUACAUGGAGAGAAUUUUUAACUUUACCAAAUAUCUUGAAAGUCUUUAAUCCUAAAUUGAUUGGGUAUGCGUAUGACGAUGCAUUGGCUGAACAGCGUUUUUCUCAAUUUAACGUAGCUGAAGUCGGUGCACUUAGUAGAGACCUACCAUUUAUGACAAGAGAAUUGGUGAAAAGAAUCAAAAUGGAUAAGAGAGUUAAUAUAACCGAAGACUGGAAAUUAGUAACAAUGAUGAUGAGUUCAAAUACAUUUUGCUUAGAGUUAUGUUACGAAGAUUAUACUACGUAUGCUGAAAAACAUAGACAAGAAGUUUUAAAUGCAUUACUGUAUAUAAAAGAAAAUUUGCCUCGAACUAUAGUCAACUUUGUUUUAAGUCCAAAUUUAGAAAUUUUACUAAAUUUCACAAAUUUGCCGGGAAUUUGUUUUUAUACUCACAUYUUAGAGUGUCCAUGUUUAUAUUCGACACAGUAUAAACAUAAAUUGUCAGAUUAUAUAAAAGUAAUGAAACAGUUUCAAGAAGUGGAGAAAGAAAUAAUGGAAAAUGAAGAAAUGAAGAAUAAAGAUGAUUUUACAGUUGUUCUUCAAACAUUUUCAGAAAAYCUGAAAUUUCCAUUAAAUCGACUUAAUACCACAGAUACAACGUAUUUGGCAAGUGAUUGUUUCCAUUUUAGUCAAAAAGGUUAUGCCAGAGAUAAAGAAAAAGAUUAA